Molecule: messenger RNA, 393 nt
Organism: Acaulospora colombiana
Lineage: Eukaryota; Fungi; Glomeromycota; Glomeromycetes; Diversisporales; Acaulosporaceae
Source: the annotation of a GenBank genome assembly
AUGAAAGAUGUAUAUGAAGUUUUAUAUCUCAAUACAAGAAAGUUAACCAGAAGAGCUCAAGAUCAAACAAUUCUCUAUUUCAAGGUAUCACUAGAAGAAACAAUGGAAAAGGUUACUAGUAUGAAUCAAGACCCUCAAACCUUAACUUCAACCAAUAUAGUGAAUUGGGUAGAUAUUGAAAGAUGGGAAGAGGUCAUCAUUAGAGACAAUGUUAUAGAAGAAGUUAAGAUACAUUUCAAUGAUCCCCACAAUGAAGAAGAAGAUGUUUUAGCCAAAGAAGCUCUGAAACUUCUAGCAAUAGAAUGGAAAGAGCUGACCUUAUACAAGAUUAUCACAGAAAUUAGAUGGCAAGAAAAAAUGCUAGAUGACCCAAUAAGACAGUUUGUCAAAAAA